Nematolebias whitei (Rio pearlfish) is the source of this 1081-nucleotide messenger RNA. RefSeq names its product insulin-like growth factor-binding protein 1. Bases 76 to 915 code for a protein of 279 amino acids. Lineage: Eukaryota; Metazoa; Chordata; Actinopteri; Cyprinodontiformes; Rivulidae. Gene Ontology annotation, cellular component: extracellular region. Gene Ontology annotation, biological process: regulation of insulin-like growth factor receptor signaling pathway. The record is from RefSeq and is a predicted model, not a curated record. Gene Ontology annotation, molecular function: insulin-like growth factor II binding; insulin-like growth factor I binding. The transcript has 3 exons.
AACUCUCCAGUCACAGAGAACAGGUUUACGAGGCAAGACCAACGAAGAUUUUAAAGAAAAUUGUAGACUAAAAAAAUGCUUGGAUUCUAUAAAACCCUGAGGUUUGGGGCUGCAGUGGUUCUCGCUGUGCUGGCUGUGGUAAGGUCGACCCCAGUGGUGGGACCUGAACCCAUCCGCUGUUCCCCCUGCACGCAACAGAAGCUGAACAACUGUCCUGCAGUCCCACUGGAUUGCAAGCAAGUGCUGAGAGAACCCGGCUGCGGCUGCUGCAUGACCUGCGCACUUGAGAAAGGUGCUUCCUGUGGCGUUCACACAGCCCACUGUGGCGAGGGCCUCCACUGCACUCCCAGGCCAGGUGAGGCCAGACCACUCCACGCUCUGAUCAGAGGACAGGGAAUCUGCACUGAAGACUUGGGCCAAGGUAGCUUCAGUGAUUCUUUCAUUUAUGCUAUUUUUUUUUCCCACAUUACAAUUAGGAUUUUAUUUUACAAUGAACAUUUUUUCAAAAUCUCUACAGGGGAGGGUGACGAAGUCCCGGAUCAUGGCUCCCUGCACUACUUGUUGGGACUUAAUCUUCCUUCUGAUCCCCAAGAUCCUGCUGAGGGUCAGGAGAGCAUCAAAGCCAAGGUCAACGCCAUCCGCAACAAACUGGUGCAGCAGGGUCCCUGUCACGUUGAGCUGCACGCAGCACUGGACAGGAUAGCCAGCUCUCAACAGUUACUAGGCGACAAGUUCACAACCUUUUACCUCCCCAACUGUGACAAGCAUGGCUUCUACAAGGCCAAGCAGUGCGAGUCGUCUCUGGUCGGGCCCCCGGCUCGUUGCUGGUGUGUCUCGUCGUGGAACGGGAAGAAGCUCCCAGAAUCCAGCGACAUUCUUGGCGAUGCAGAGUGCCAUCAAGAGGUCACUCACUGAGGGAUGGACUCACUCAUAAACGCACAAAAACACACGUUUUGUUCAGACUGAAAAAAAGUUCCUUAACUUUAAACAAACUACUCUCAGACAUCUAAAAGAACAAAACUUUAAAGAAAUAUGUCCUCCUGCUUUAUUUACAACUGACGUCUGUAUCAUAAUCUUAUUU